Molecule: messenger RNA, 3130 nt
Organism: Pygoscelis adeliae (Adelie penguin)
Lineage: Eukaryota; Metazoa; Chordata; Aves; Sphenisciformes; Spheniscidae
Gene: KCNT1
Product: potassium channel, subfamily T, member 1
Exons: 30
Coding region: 58-3093 (1011 amino acids)
Biological process (GO): potassium ion transport
Cellular component (GO): membrane
Molecular function (GO): intracellular sodium-activated potassium channel activity
Source: RefSeq, a predicted model, not a curated record
CCGGUGGCUGUCACAUGCCGUGGGGACCGGAGGGGAGCUGCCCGUGCCCGACUGCCCAUGGUGCAGGUCGAGUUCUACGUGAAUGAAAACACCUUCAAGGAGCGGCUGAAGCUCUUCUUCAUCAAAAACCAGCGAUCGAGCCUGAGGAUUCGGCUCUUCAACUUCUCGCUGAAGCUGCUCACCUGCCUCCUGUACAUCGUCCGUGUCCUGCUCGACAACCCGGAGGAGGGCAUAGGCUGCUGGGAAUGUGAAAAGCAGAAUUACACGGCGUUCAACCAGUCCACGAAGAUAAACUGGUCACACAUCUUCUGGGUGGAUAGAAAAAUGCCGCUGUGGGCUGUGCAGGUCAGCAUAGCUUUGAUCAGCUUUCUGGAGACCAUGCUGCUCAUCUAUCUCAGCUACAAGGGGAACAUCUGGGAACAGAUUUUUCGCAUUUCAUUCAUCCUUGAGAUGAUCAACACGGUGCCAUUUAUUAUCACAAUAUUCUGGCCUCCCUUGCGGAAUUUGUUCAUUCCUGUGUUUCUGAACUGCUGGCUUGCCAAGUACGCCCUGGAGAACAUGAUUAACGACCUGCACCGAGCCAUACAAAGGACCCAGUCUGCGAUGUUUAACCAGGUGCUCAUUCUGAUCUGCACCCUCCUGUGUCUCGUUUUCACGGGGACCUGUGGCAUCCAGCAUUUAGAAAGAGCAGGUGAGAAGCUCUCCCUCUUCAAGUCCUUCUAUUUCUGCAUCGUCACCUUUUCCACCGUGGGCUAUGGAGACGUGACACCAAAGAUCUGGCCUUCCCAGCUCCUCGUCGUGAUAAUGAUUUGCGUCGCCCUGGUUGUGCUGCCUCUCCAGUUCGAGGAGCUCGUCUACCUGUGGAUGGAGCGGCAGAAGUCGGGAGGCAAUUACAGCCGCCACCGUGCCCAGACGGAGAAACACGUCGUCCUUUGUGUCAGCUCCCUCAAGAUUGAUCUCCUCAUGGACUUUCUCAACGAGUUUUACGCCCACCCGCGCCUGCAGGCCUGUUACAGCACUGCGAUGGACAACGGAGAAGCCUGCUUCAUUCUCAGCAGCCGAAACGAGGUGGACCGCACCGCGGCGGACCACCAGACCAUCCUGAGAGCCUGGGCUGUGAAAGAUUUUGCUCCAAACUGUCCUCUCUACGUUCAGAUCUUAAAGCCUGAAAACAAGUUUCAUGUCAAGUUUGCCGUGUGUGUCCCCACGGACACGGCGGUGGUGGCCUCGGUGGGCUGGGAAGGCCAGGAGUCCCCGGAGCAGUGGCAGCGGAUGUACGGGCGCUGCUCAGGCAACGAGGUCUACCACAUCCGGAUGGGCGACAGCAAGUUCUUCAUGGAGUACGAGGGGAAGAGCUUCACCUACGCCGCCUUCCAUGCGCACAAGAAGUAUGGCGUCUGCCUGAUCGGCAUCCGGAGGGAGGAGAACGAGGAGAAUUCAGACCUCAUCUUCAAGCAGGAGGAGAAGCAGAAGAAGAAGGGCUUUGCGGGGAGAGGCACCUACGAUGGCCCGUCCCGCCUGCCUGUGCACAGCAUCAUCGCCAGCAUGGUAGCCAUGGACCUGCAAAACACGGAGUGCCGCCCCGCUAACAGCAGCAAGCUGGCACUGCCGGCGGAGAACGGCUCGGGCAACCGCCGGCCCAGCAUCGCACCCGUCCUCGAGCUGGCCGACACCUCGUCCUUGCUGCCCUGCGACCUGCUCAGCGACCAGUCGGAAGACGAGAUGACGCAGUCGGAUGAGGAGGGCUCGGCGGUUGUGGAGUACGUGAAGGGCUACCCACCGAACUCCCCCUACAUUGGCAGCUCCCCGACUCUGUGCCACCUUUUACCCGAGAAAGCCCCUUUCUGCUGCCUGAGGCUGGACAAGGGCUGCAAGCACAACAGCUUUGAAGAUGCCAAAGCCUAUGGGUUUAAGAACAAACUGAUUAUCGUUUCGGCUGAGACGGCUGGGAACGGACUGUAUAACUUCAUCGUCCCCCUUCGUGCGUACUAUCGGUCCCGCAAAGAGUUGAACCCAAUUGUGUUGCUGCUGGACAACAAGCCCGAGCACCACUUUCUGGAAGCCAUCUGUUGUUUCCCCAUGGUUUACUACAUGGAGGGCACGAUCGACAACCUGGACAGCUUGCUGCAGUGCGGCAUAAUCUACGCCGACAACCUGGUGGUUGUGGACAAGGAGAGCACGAUGAGCGCCGAGGAGGACUACAUGGCGGAUGCAAAGACGAUUGUCAACGUCCAGACCAUGUUCAGGCUCUUCCCCAGCCUCAGCAUUAUCACAGAGCUGACCCACCCCUCCAACAUGAGGUUCAUGCAGUUCAGAGCAAAGGACAGUUACUCUCUUGCCCUUUCCAAGCUAGAAAAGAAAGAGCGAGAGAACGGCUCCAACCUGGCCUUCAUGUUCCGGCUGCCCUUUGCGGCCGGGAGGGUCUUCAGCAUCAGCAUGCUGGACACUCUGCUCUACCAGUCGUUCGUGAAGGACUACAUGAUCACCAUCACUCGGCUGCUGCUGGGUCUCGACACCACACCGGGCUCCGGCUACCUCUGUGCGAUGAAGAUCACUGAAGACGACCUGUGGAUCCGGACGUACGGCCGCCUCUUCCAGAAGCUCUGCUCCUCCAGCGCAGAGAUUCCCAUCGGGAUUUACAGGACGGAGUCACACAUGUUCGCAACCUCCGAGCCCCACGACAUCAGAACGCAGUCACAGAUCUCAAUCAACGUCGAGGACUGCGAGGACACGAAGGAUGUCAAGGAGCACUGGGGCAUCAAGACCAGCCACCACAGGAACUCGUGCUCCAGCGACCAGUCCGAGCACCCGCUGCUGCGGCGCAAGAGCAUGCAGUGGGCGCGCCGGCUGAGCAGGAAGGGCAACAAGCACUCCAGCAAGACGGCCGAGUGGAUCAGCCAGCAGCGCCUCAGCUUGUACCGGCGCUCCGAGAGGCAGGAGCUUUCCGAGCUCGUCAAAAACCGUAUGAAGCACCUGGGCUUGCCCACAACCGGGUACGCUGGAUCGAGCACCGCGGUGCAGCCUUCAGGCGUGAUGCCCCACUUGCCCCCCGGCUUUCUGGCCACGCAGAAACGGUGGUUCAGGACACACUGACUCCGAGUCAGCAAAACCCUUCUGCCCGAGAGCCCCC